Messenger RNA from Fragaria vesca subsp. vesca, 1128 nucleotides. RefSeq names its product F-box/kelch-repeat protein At3g06240-like. Gene Ontology annotation, molecular function: protein binding. The transcript has a single exon. Lineage: Eukaryota; Viridiplantae; Streptophyta; Magnoliopsida; Rosales; Rosaceae. The record is from RefSeq and is a predicted model, not a curated record. The coding region runs from base 1 to 1128 and encodes 375 amino acids.
AUGGCAGCUAAUGCAUUCUUACCCGAAGAGAUCAUUUUGGAAAUCGUGGCCAGGCUACCGGUCAAAUCAGUGGGGCGAUGCAGAUGCGUCUCUACACGGUGGCGCUCUCUAUUCUCCGAUCCCCACUUCGCGAAAUCGCACUUCCAGUUAGGCCCCAAGCAUCGAGCCUUAAUAAUUCAACACCUCAUAAAACUCGAAACCCUAGCUUCUGAUUUAAGUAACACAUCUUUGUUCGAGAAGGAAUCUCUGGUUCUCCGAAAUCUGAAUUCCCCUUUCUAUCACAAGCACGUCCAGUUUUUAGGCUCAUGCAAUGGGCUGGUGGCUGUACGUGUCUUUCAUGUGUUUCAUCCAUACUCCGAACAAGAAACAGAAAGCUUUCUUAUAUGGAACCCAUCCACCGGGUUCUUCAAGAAUUUUCCCGGGCGGGGUCAUAUGGAUAAUCAUAAAGGGAUCAAAUGCGGGUUUGGGUAUGUGUCCAAAACCGACGAAUACAAACUUGUGAUGGGUGAUGCGAUCUUGUCGUCCAAGACUGAAUCAUGGAAGCUGAUGGAAAUAUUGCCUCCCGGCGCCGACGUCUGGAUGAUAGAUGGUGUGUUUUUUCGUGAUGCACUAUAUUGGCUAGAGUGUAGUCGACACCAGGAACAAGAUCAGGCACGUCAUAUGUAUGCUUUCGAUUUAGAAAAGGAGGAGUUUUCGAUAAUGCAGCUGCCUAGUGCUCUUCAAACACUAGACAUCAGAACGUGGAACCAUGGUGUUACUCGUGAAGGGUGCUUGUAUGCAAUGGUCCUGAGAAAAGUGUACAGGGAUUGUGUUGAAUUUGACUAUUAUGUGGUUGAAUUAUGGGUCAUGAGAGACUAUGGCAACAAUGAUUAUUGCUGGACUAGAUCAUUCGGCGUAAAGAUUCCCAGUACUGCACGAAGACAUUGGUAUCUGUGGGUUGGAUCAAUUUCGGUUUCGGAGACUAGUGCAUCAGUGAUGACUAACUGUCCAGUAGGGAAACCAGCAAAUUAUAAACUCAUGCCUACCAGUCAUUAUCGUAAUGAAGAAGAGAACUCUGACAUCUGGAUGAUUGAGAAUAAUGAACCAGACAUGGUUGUAUACGAAGAGAGUCUAUAUCGUCUUGAUUAG